CAUGGUGGGGAUGGCGCUGACGCGGGCCUGGAAGCACAUGUCCUGGUUCUACGACCAGUACCUGCUCGUCACGGUGCUCUACAUGCUGGAGCCCUGGGAGCGGACCGUGUUCAAUUCCAUGCUGGUUUCUGUUGUGGGGAUGGCCCUGUACACAGGAUGUGUCUUCAUGGCCCAGCACAUCAUGGCGAUAUUGUACUACUUAGAAAUUGUACCAUCUGGCUGUAUCUAUGUGGUAGAAAAAGAUGACCAUCAGCAGUUCCAAGAUUAUGUGACUCUUACAGCUCUGGAUCAAAAGAGAAUCUUUCCUGAUAGCUCUGAGAACAAGUUCAGGACUGUUCAGGGCUGGCUCACAGGCUCAGUCCUGGAGCCAGGGAGUAAGGUUAGCUUCAACCAAGUCUGA
Molecule: messenger RNA, 400 nt
Organism: Galeopterus variegatus (Sunda flying lemur)
Lineage: Eukaryota; Metazoa; Chordata; Mammalia; Dermoptera; Cynocephalidae
Product: serine palmitoyltransferase small subunit A-like
Exons: 2
Coding region: 2-400 (132 amino acids)
Biological process (GO): ceramide biosynthetic process
Cellular component (GO): serine palmitoyltransferase complex
Molecular function (GO): serine C-palmitoyltransferase activity
Source: RefSeq, a predicted model, not a curated record